AAAACGACAAAUUAAAGGCAAUAGUUAUUUAUAAUAUAUUUCCAAAUUAAGUAGCCUUAAGCAAUUGAAAAAACUAUGGUCAUUCCCAAGGAAGUGCUGAGUGACUACAAGGAGCUCUUCGAGAAAGCCAACAAACUGGUCGAGGAGGAGAGCAGCUCUGAUCCACCAACGGAUCCGUAUCGAUCCCAUUACAAGGCGCGCGAUGUGUUGUUGGACCUGAAGAAGCAGCUCGAUGAUCAGCUGAUCUCGAUGCGAGCCAGUGAGGAGGUUGAGGGCUGUGACGAGGAACUGGUGUUCAAGUCCAUGCUGGGCUUCGUUUGCCGUGACCUGGGUCGCAUAUACAUUUACACCGAGGAGUCGUCUGAGGGCGAAAAGUUUCUCAAUCGAUGCCUGGAAUUAAUGGAGCCGCACAAGAAGCUAGUCGAGGGUAUUAUACCUUACAUCGGUGCUGUCAACGAGCUGAGCAUUGUGCUCGGCUCCAGGCAGGAAUACAAAGCCGCUGCGGAGCUGCUGCUAAAGGCAGAGAUUAGUUAUAUUGAGUUUAAGGAGAGUGGAAAUGUUGCUCUGGCUGUUGUCGAUCUGUAUAGUCCGCCAGAUGAGCUGGCAACGGCUGCAGGCGCCAAGGAGCUGGAGAAUCUCUACACGCUAUGCUGCUUCUAUCUGGCCCAGAUGUAUGGACACAUUGGCGAGCCGGAAAAGUCGGCACAAUGCUGUCAUCGCACCCUGCAUCGACAGCUGCAGUUUAAAUCCUAUGAUGCCAUUGAUUUUGCCCUGAAUACGGCAACAUUGUCGCAGUAUUAUCUGGGCAAGGAGCGCUUUAAGGAGGCACGUCAUCAUUUGGCCGCUGCCACCAUCAUUAUGUCCGAGCACGAGUUGAACAUGUUACAGCCGGAGAUGAACGAACAACAGCGGUCAGAUUAUACGGAGACAUUUCGGCAUCGUUAUGCAGAUGUUGCCAGAUGUUGGGCCAAAUACGGGCUGCAUCUGUUGCAAUCCUCUAAAGAGCGUUUGCUGCAGGAUGACGACGAGGAGCAGCAGGAGCAGGUAACUCAGGCCACACAUGCGACCAAGCAGCUCACUUUGGCUGCUCACGAGGAUUAUCGCUUUGCGGAUCUGGAUUUGACGGCCUGCGAGAGUCGAGUCAGCUGUGAUUAUUGUCUGACCUUUGACGAUGCCAAGCUGGUGUUCCACUUUGUCAACGAGUGGCUAGACGUGGCCAAGGACUACUACAAAGCAGAAACAGAGGCCACUGAGUAUGCCAAGAUUAUACAGGACUAUGCCGAGGCAUACGAGCAUAUUGCUUUCUUUGAGGAACAGCCCGAGAAUCAGGCCAAGAUGCAGAAACGUCGGGCCAAAUUUCUAGAGGAUCUGCUUGACUUACUCGAUCCCAUGUUCUAUUUAAAGAUCUGUCGCGAAUGCUGGUAUGUGGCUGGCACGGCACACGCUGCUGUCCUGGACGUACGUCUGGACUCCAUGAAGGCGCAACAGUCGCCAACGCCGGAGCAAGUCAAGCGGAUCAAUCAGGCAGCACUGAAGGCCAUCAAGCACUUCGAGAGUUUUGUAAAAUCGUAUCUGGCGUCACCGACCGUCAACGACGGCGAGCAAUGGAAGAGCAACAUGGACAUGGAGGAAGUGCGUCUCAUGCUCUAUGCACACUUUCAUAUUGGAAGACUCUACUACAAACUGAUCAGUGGACAGCCACAGCAACAGCUGGAGCAACUGCAGCAAUGUCUGCGCUAUUAUAAGCGCUUCACUGAGGCAUGUGGCGAGCACAUGGAUGCCUCCAAGCCGAUGCACGGCGAGAUUAGCGUAGUCCGUGAGAUGCUAGAGCUGCUGCCACUGAAGAUUGUCACAGUUAAACGCAGAUUGGAGUGAAUUUCCAAGCUUUAUUUAUGUUAUACUAAUCCCAAAAAUCAAUAAAAACAAAUGGAAACAUGUAAA
Drosophila innubila is the source of this 1941-nucleotide messenger RNA. Its product is annotated as KIF-binding protein-like. Gene Ontology annotation, molecular function: protein binding. The record is from RefSeq and is a predicted model, not a curated record. Lineage: Eukaryota; Metazoa; Arthropoda; Insecta; Diptera; Drosophilidae. The transcript has a single exon. Bases 76 to 1875 code for a protein of 599 amino acids.